GAUGAGCACCCUCGCUAGACAGUGAGGACUGGAGUCGGUCUCAGCAACACAGUGGUCUGAGAGAAGCUCGUUGGGAACUGCAUCCCCCAGCCCAGCCUAUCCUUUCCUUGCCACAGUUCAGCUUGCAAUCAGGCUGUGUGACCCAGUCUGGGUCCUUCCACAGGGAAACGCAUUGCAGGCAGCAACCCUGAACAAACCAGAAAAACAACCCUCCUUUGCUCUGGAGCCCAAGGCAGCAGGUUCCCACUCGCAACAACCUUUCCGGGGUAAGGUCAGCUGUCCAGGGCCAGAGAGCCAGAGUGCUUCGCCCUUCCCCUCCAGGCCAGCCACCACAGGUAGAUCUGGAGCGGCACCAGGUCUACCUGCCGCGCCAGGUGGGUGGAGUAUGAGCUGAGGACUCUCCCUGUCUUGGACUCUGCACCCUUAGGUGCCUGGGUCUUGCCUCUCGGCAGAACGUCUGUCCUUUGCGCUGCCAUGGAAGAGGGCAGAGCCCCAUCGCCCCGGGAAGAGCUGGAGCUCUCGACGCUGGAGCAGGAGAGGGAGCAGGAAGAGCAGAGGCCUCUCAGGCUCCAGAUCCAGCCUUCCUCCGCCGAGAGCCCUAGCCCGACCCAGACGGACAAGGAAAGUCCCUGGAGUCCCUGUAACAAGACGGUGGUUGGACGGUGUAAACUGUGGAUGGUCAUUGUCACCAUUUUCCUGUGUUUUGUUGUAGUGAUUGCUAUAAGCUUAUGCCUUAUAGGAGUAACUUACAUCGAUGAAGAUGAGAAUGAAAUACCUGAAUUAUCGUCAAACAAAACAUUCUUCAUCAUGCUCAAGAUUCCGGAGGAGUGUGCUAAUGAAGAGGACUUGCCUCACUUGCUCACGGAAAGGCUCACGGACGUGUAUACACAGUCACCGUCGCUGAGACGCUAUUUCACCUCUGCUGACAUCGUGGACUUCAGCGUUGAAAACGCCACGGUUACCUACCACUUGCAGUUCGGAGUUCCAGCCGAAGAUGAUGGCUUCAUGGAGUUCAUGAUGAGUAAAGAACUGGUGCUUGGCAUUGUGCGGCAGAAUUUCCACGACAAGAAUCUGGCUAGCUGUGCGGGUCUCGGGCUGGACCCAGAAUCUCUCUGGCUCUAUGAAUGAAGUGGUGGAGGUUGGUCUGUGUCAGAAAGCAAUGCUCUGCAGUUUCAGGAGGAAGAAAAUUCAAAAACAUGUCUUGAAGGGACCGGCAGGAAGAGACAGUCCAUCUUGUAGUGACCAGCAGGAGGAGACAGACAGUCCUCCCACUCAUGCUGCACAGACAGGGAGCCUGGCUCCAUUUGCUGACUUCGUGAGAGCUGUCCCAGCUGGAUUCAGGAGCUAGAUGAGGUCUGGGGUGAACCGAAGAUCCACAACCCAAGAUUUCUGCUGCCUUUAAAGCACUGGCUGCCUCUGCUCAAGCAUGGAUGCUUUUCCUGUAGUACAAGCAGAGUACCUGGCUCUUAACCUGUGUUCAUGGGGCAAGGUGACAGCAAGUAGUCAGGGGAUGGGGAACCGAGACAAUGGUUCAUUCAAGCCCUCUUUCCACUCACAAUUAUAUUUGAUAGACCUCUAAGCAAAGGAAGGGAGGAGCAGGAAGUUACUUCCAAGACCUGAGGACCAUAACUCUUCAUCUACCUCCACCACCUAUACCUGGGUGUAUGGACAACUGAGCUCAAUCACAUCACUGUGUGUUACUUACAGAAAUAAGUUCGAUGCAUCUUGUUUCUCAUCUCUUCGUUGUUCCUGAGAUGCCUCAGUAUCUUUUUUUUUUUUGAAAACAUAAGUCUGUGAGUUUUGAACAUGCUACCAUCUUUUAAGGUUGCCACCCAUUCAGGUUUUUAUUCCUAUCAUUGCUGGAUCAUUAGGACUGCUUAAUUUCUGCUACUGAUACCGCAUACUGGCUUUGCAUUGACUGGCAUCACCAGCCUUUCUGUAGGACACAGUUUCAUGACUUGUUACUUGUGUGUCUUACUGCAGAUGGCUGCUAAGCAGCGACUCUCUGUCCUUUUGAAACUGUCAAAAGAGGCAUGCCUGUCCUUUGGCAGGCCACGAGGAAGUUAGUGACUGUAUCAGUCACCUGCAGAUAGAGAAUGCCUGUCAUGAGGAAAUAGUAUAUUUGUUUUAUUGGGGGAAAUUGUCUUCCUGGAAAUUCUGGGGUAGAGAGUUUCAUUGUAGAGUGAGAAAUUCCCAAGCCUGAUACCUCAGAUGGAUUAGCCAUGAAUGCAGGCAGCUAUGUAUGAAUCUACAUCAAGUGUAGGGUUCUGAACAAUGUGAAUUUACUUUCUUAUUUAUCUACUAUAUGUUAUAGUAAUAAUAAUUUCUACAUAGUAAUUUAUUGUUUCAUUUUCAGUAUAGUUCCUUAAACUACUAAAACAGGUGAAUUUUUCUUCUUCCCCUUUAUUUUUUUAUGUCAAAUGUGAACUUCUCUGUGCCUGUACUUUUUGGAAAGUAAUGAGGAAUUUUAAUAUAUAAUGCCUUAGAAACAUUGACAAUAAAUUAUUAUCUUUUUUUUGCAACUGUGUUGUUUUAGUAUCUGCCUCUUAGGCCUUCCUCUCUUAAGACUAUAUGUUAGGUGGGCUUUGCCUUGCAGAAAAUGUGGGUAGAAGUGAUUGUGUGUCGGAGGCAGCUUUCUCUUCUGUGUGAAUAGAACGAAGCCCAAUUGAACCAGGCUGUGCUGGAAUUGGCUGUGGCCUUUAAUUUCUCUGCAGUCCUUCUUGGGCAAAGUAUUACAGUAUCAAUCUGCAAUGUCCCCCACUGACUUAUGUGUUCAGCAUAAGUGAUACUCUUAUAACUAUUAGAAGGUGAUCUUCACUGGUCCCAGGAGACAGCUACAGGCAACCACUGGAAGGUUGUAGCCCAGUCCACUUUGUCCAAGCUUUAUUUUCUGCUUCUCAGUCCACCAUAAUGUGGAAUUCUCCCCUUCCCUGCCAUGUACACUUGCUGCCAUUAAUUCUGCUUUCCUUAUGACGAUGGACUGAAACCGUGAACCAAAAUAAAUCUUUUCUGCAGGAAAUUGCAGCUUGGAUGGGGCUGGAAGGAUGGGUUUGUCCAUAUCUGGAGAUGGGGUUGGGUUUUGUUCCUCUUUUUUUUCCAGGAGAAGCUAAGAUAAAAAUAACUUAGUUUUGAUUUUGACCACUUGACCCUUGAGAAGACUUUUCAAGGUUUGACUUUUGGGUAUAAUACAUAAUGGGGAGCUAAAGCAUACGGAGAUGUUUGGUAAAAACAAUCCUGUGCACAUAUGCAUUGUCUUGUUAUAGAAAGCAAGUUUGCAGUCACCACAUAUCUUAAUGACCGGAACAAUGCCUGGUGCAUCAUAAGGUUCAACAAGUACCUGUGAAAUAAUUGAAGGAUGAAAAACUGUUACUUUCAGGAAGUCAUUUAGCUAUGGAUAGAAACACUUGUCCUGUUCUCAACAAAACUUCUAGCCAGGUGUCUACCUUUAUAACUUUGAAAUUUAAUUUUGUUGCAAAGAUAAUUUUUAUCUUUUAAAUAUUUUA
Molecule: messenger RNA, 3503 nt
Organism: Myodes glareolus (Bank vole)
Lineage: Eukaryota; Metazoa; Chordata; Mammalia; Rodentia; Cricetidae
Gene: C2H3orf52
Product: chromosome 2 C3orf52 homolog
Source: RefSeq, a predicted model, not a curated record